Molecule: messenger RNA, 1356 nt
Organism: Toxoplasma gondii ME49
Lineage: Eukaryota; Apicomplexa; Conoidasida; Eucoccidiorida; Sarcocystidae
Exons: 6
Coding region: 1-1356 (451 amino acids)
Biological process (GO): nuclear membrane organization
Cellular component (GO): nuclear inner membrane
Source: RefSeq, a predicted model, not a curated record
AUGCUCGGAACAUUCUGCGGCGAAUCGAACCGCGACGAAUGCGGGAACCGGUGGUCGCGGAUGUGCAAUUUCUUCUGGUGGUGUUCUUUCGUCGUCGCUGCGGGGACGCUAGCGUUGAUGCUCUAUGGGGAACACCACUACGCAGAGGAAGUGCACGCACUGACGCCACUAAUGCGCGGAUAUGUGCCGUCACCCUGCUCGCCUCUGCCUGUCAACGACCGAAAGCUCGUGCAUAUCGACUGCCCUUUGGCUGAGCUGGAUACUUUCUACCCACCCUCCUCGUUUUCAGCAAACGUUGCUAAAUUCACUGGAGUGUUUUUUGAAACAAAGGCUGAGAUCUUCCAACACGUCCAGAAGGGUGGCACAUUGGGCCCUUUCAUAGAGGGCGACUGGGUGGAUCACCAGGUUGACCUUUCUCAACUUCCGAGCAUGGUAAUGCCGGGGGAUACGAACCCCGAUUUCUUCCCCGCUGUGCCUGGGAGGGGCCGAGUGUUCACCUCCAAGUUGAAAGCCGGCGGCUUUACACUUCCUUCCCACCUGCUGACGAAAUUCAAGAAAAAGCAACUGCUUCCUCUGGUCGAUGACGGCUACUAUCAACCUUCUGAAUCACGCCCCCCAACGCAUCUCGAUUACAAGAACACCCAGGUGAAGAAUAACGCCCUGUACAGUGGAGAUCCGGAACAUCCUCGCAUCGGAGAUGUUCGUGUCACUUUCUGGGGCAGCACAGCGACACACGUCAGUGUCAUCGGCCUGCAGACGACAGGGUUCCUGGGCUCUGACCGCCAUAUUCAAGGUAUUCCUUCUCCUACGCUUCAGAAUCGGACCAUGAGCAUCUUCGCGGAAGGAGAUUAUAGCCCAGCAGCGCUUGUGUCGGAAUACGUAUCUGAGACCCACGCGUCCAACACACAGACAUGGGUUCUUCGUUGUGCCUCCUUUCUCCUCGUCUGGUUCGUCCUGUUCGUCACUGUAGUAACAUGCAACACGUCCAAGACAUGUUGCGUCGUCUUCCUGAAUUCCGGUCUGUUCGCCCUAAGCAUCAUCACGGGACUUGCGGGCCUGGUUUGGUGGCGAUUCGAUAUUGUUGUGGCGACGUCUCUCUGGGUUAUUUCAAGCGUUGCUGUCGUCCUUGCAAUUGUGGCAUGGAUGUGGGACUCAAACACCAAUGGAUCCCGUGGAAGUAACAGACGACAAAGUGGCAAUUCCAUAUCUAGUGCAGCGUCCAGUGUAUAUGCUGCCUCGGGGAGAUGGACCAAUGAACAUGCGCCUCGAGGCUAUUUAAAUCGAGCUCUACUCGCGAAGAACGAAGAGAGCGACGGCGCUGCAGGCGCCUCCGAUGAACACCUUCAAAACAGUUAA